Bactrocera oleae (olive fruit fly) is the source of this 818-nucleotide messenger RNA. RefSeq names its product serine protease grass-like. Gene Ontology annotation, molecular function: serine-type endopeptidase activity. Gene Ontology annotation, biological process: proteolysis. Lineage: Eukaryota; Metazoa; Arthropoda; Insecta; Diptera; Tephritidae. The record is from RefSeq and is a predicted model, not a curated record.
AUGUGGGAUGCUCGAGUGGCCAAUGGCAUAAAUGCUAUGCUAGGUGAAUUUCCGUGGAUAGGAUUACUACUCAAUUCGCAGAAGAAUACAAUGUGUGGCGGUUCUGUAAUAACAAAUCGCUUUGUUUUGACAGCGGCUCACUGCAUUCGGAGCGAAUUUCAAUUUGUGCGCUUAGGCGAACAUGACCUGUCAACCGAAGAAGAUUGUUUGUCAAUCAAUGUAUGUCACACAUAUGUAGACUUUGGUAUAGAUCCAAUGCAGCAACCGUUUAUACAUCCCGACUACGAUACCGUGAGCAAAUAUAAAGAUGUUGCUUUGAUAAAACUUGAUAGAGAUAUAGAUUUUGAAGUUCACCAUCAUAUCAAACCUAUUUGGUUGCUCACAUCACGAAGUGAUUACGCUAUGUUGCCAACAGAUGAUUUAGUGUUAGCUGGUUGGGGACUAACAGAAACUAAUGAUGUGCGCGGAUCUGAUAUUCUACAGAAAGGUCAUGUCAAACUCGAAGCUUUGGAUAUUUGCCAAAAAUUAUACUCAAAAUAUAAUAUAGGCAUAUCGAAGAUUUGUGUUAAGUCUGGUGCAAAUCGUACGGUUUCUUGUCAGGGUGAUUCUGGUAGUCCCAUAUUUUGGGAAACCAGGUACAUGGGAGUCAAAUUCUGGAAAAAACGUUAUAUACAAAUUGGUUUGGUUUCCCUUGGUAGUAAAGAAUGUGGCAGGUUAACUUCAAUACCAUAUCCAUACGAAAAUGUCACCGAUGCUAUGCCUUGGAUAACGAAUACUAUUUUAAGAUGAUCUCGGCUUAAUAAAGUAUUUGAAAAAAA